Lactuca virosa is the source of this 2301-nucleotide messenger RNA. Lineage: Eukaryota; Viridiplantae; Streptophyta; Magnoliopsida; Asterales; Asteraceae. The record is from the annotation of a GenBank genome assembly.
AUGGGUGAUGUCUUAUUCCUGUUAAACUUGAAUGUGAUGUUAAAAUUAACUCAAAUGGGAAUGGAUAAUCAUGCUCGUUCCAGUGGCGCUAUUAAUCCGAUAGGUAAAAAGAAGGCUGCAACUGAACGUUCGUUCGAUUUUUGCCACGAAAAAAAAAACCACAGUCGGUGGGAAAUCAAGACAUUGAUUACCGGGAGUGCAGAUAUUGAGAGCGGAGCACAACUUUUCACUUUCAAUUUCUAUUCCCCUGCUAGAGCUAUGGAUUUUUCUUUUGGUGAUAAGCUUGCUGUAAUCACCACUGACCCUUUUAUGGGUUUAACUUUUAUCCACGUACAACGCAUUGCCGGUGACCCUGUGAGUAGAGAAAGGAACUUUAAUGCAUUGGAAAAUGCUAAGCUCCUAAGAUACUUUGGGGUGAUCAAUAAAAACCUUGAGUUCAGCAAACUAAUUCACACUCGUUUUAUAGUGUCUAAUCAAGAUACUAUACAGGAGAAUCAUGCUCUGAUCGAUCUUUACUCAAAAAGUGAAGCACUGGGAUCUGCAGGCGCUCUAACGUUAGGGCAUUUCCAAAAUGGGUCUGCUUUUGAAGUUCUUAGAUUGUUUAAAUCAAUGGUUUCGGAUCAUGAUGAGUCUUGCCCACCUAACGACUACAUAUCUGGAUUAGUGCUUUCGUCUUGUUUAAAUGUUAGGUUCCUUUUAUUAGGCAGGCAGUGUCACGGGUACCUUUUGAAAUCUGGAUUAGUGUUCAAUCAUUACGUGAAAACUGCGCUUGUACGCUUGUAUUCCCUGUUGUCGGAUGUCAUUGGGGCUAUGGAGGUUUUACUUUAUUGUAACCCUGGAUUGCAAUCGGACACCUGCAGUUAUAAUCUGAUCUUGAUCGGACUUGUCGAGAAAGGUUACUUGGAUGAGGCGUUGAUUAUGUUAAGGAGAAUGUUGGCUGAAGAAGAUAUGUUGUGGAACAAAGCUACUUAUAUUGGUGUUUUUGGUCUUUGUGCUCUCCUUAAAGAUUUAAACUUGGGGAGGCAAGUUCACAACAAGCUGUUAAAGAGCUAUCAUUUUGAGCCCGAUGAGUCUGUAUGCAGCACAAUGAUGAGUAUGUAUGUAAAAUGUGGAGAGAUUUUAAGUGCAAGAAAAGUCUUUAACAGGUUUGAACCUCGAAACAAUGUGGUUAUAUGGACAGCAAUGUUGGCUGCUUACUUGGAACAUGGGUGUUUCGAAGAGUCGUUCAAAUUGUUUGCAGUAAUGCGACAUAAGGAUGUUGUCCCAAACGAAUCUACAUUUUCUGUUGUACUCACUGUUAGUGCAGAGUUAUUCUCUAGGAGAUGCGGAAGUAUGUUACAUGCACUUACAGAGAAGACUGGGUUCAAGGUUCAUAAGAAUGUCGAGGAUGCCUUGAUUAACAUGUACUCAAGGACUGGCGACAUUAAAGCUGCUGAAAAGGUGUUUUUAGGUAUGACUAAUUAUCGUGAUGUUACAACGUGGAACACGAUGAUAAAUGGAUACUGCUAUCAUGGCCUUGGUAACGAGUCAUUGGCUUUGUUUCAAGAAAUGUUGAGAUCGGGGGAAGAUCCUAAUGAUGUGACUUUUUUCGGUGUUCUGAGUGCAUGUGGGCAUGCGGGGCAUGUGGAACAAGGGUUCUACUAUUUGUACGAGUUAAUGAAACAGAAGGGUGUCAAACCUGGUUUAGACCACUAUAUGUGUAUCAUUAACAUGCUAAUCAAGGCAGGGCAACUGAAUGAAGCUUUAAGUUUCAUCGUAUCAACGCCAAGCAAGUGGGAUGUCUUUGCUUGGACUGCCUUGCUCAAUGCUUGUCGUGCUCAUGAUCUAGGCAUCCGAGUUGCAGGGUUGAUCCCUGAUGAUGUGGCGACCAAGGUGAGUGAAGUGAUGGAUAUAAAAAAAGAAAAGCGUGGGGUGAGCUGGUUGGAAAUCGAGGAUAAAACAUAUGCAUUUGCAUCGGUGAAAAAGGGAGAUCCAAGAUUUAUCGAGUAUGAUGUACUAAUGAAGAUUAUUUUUGCUACCAUUAGAUCUUUUUCUAAAAAUCCUGAUAUUGAUGUUGUGGAUGAAAUGAAGGGAGAUAUCUAUGGUUAUCUCAGUGAGGAGAUUGCAGUAUCUUAUGCCCUAAUGAACACACAUGUCAAGGCACCGAUAUGUGUCAUAAAGAAGUCAGGGAAGAUCGAUGGUGGUUGCCACACUCUUAUGAAACUACUCUCGGAGGUCACAGUUAGGUCGAUUACGGUGAGAGAUGCCUACCAUUUCCAUCACUUCAAGGGUGGAAGAUGCUCCUGUGCAGAUUUUUGGUGA